CUUUUUUCCUUUUUUUUUUUUCUUUGAAUAAACAAAACGUUCACAUUCCCACACCCCAAGAAGAAGGCUUUUGCUUGCAGAUUCUCUUACUCCAGCUAUUAAUACUAAACACUCUCUCACUCUCUCCAAAGCGGUUCUUCACUACCAAAAGGUCUUUGCUUUAUCACUGUCUCUCACUUGGGGUGUCUCAUUUUCUUUUCUCAACUGGAACCGCUAAAGGGGAAGUCUUGAGCUUGAGAAUGAAGCACGCUGGUUGGUGAGGAAUUGUUGUUGUUCAUUUCUGGUGGGGUGGUUUGGAUCCAACUGGGUCUUCAGCUUUUGUGCUGUUUUUUUAGUUUCCCGAAGAAUCCUUAUGGGGAACAUUUAUCUGGUACAUUUGACGGUGGUGGUGGUGGUUUUCCUGGGGGUGUUUUUACCUUGUUUGUGUCAAGGGGAUUCAGACGAUGAUACCACUGCUGUGUAUGUUGUUACCCUUAGACAUGCUCCUGUUUCUCAUUACUAUGGUGAGUUGAGAAGAGAAGUUAGUAGCUUCAAAGAUGCUGCUCCUGCUCCAGGGAGAACCCAAUUUAACAAACCAAGAAGGUAUGACAAUAUUACUAAGACAGAUAAGAGAUAUGGCUCUUACAUUUCCCAAGUUCAUGAUUCUCUGUUGAAGAAAGUGUUAAACGGAGAGAAAUAUCUGAAGCUCUAUAGCUACCAUUACCUGAUAAAUGGAUUCGCUGUGCUGGUUACCCAGAAACAGGCAGAGAAACUAUCAAGGAGCAGUGAAGUGUCCAAUGUGGUUUUGGAUUUUUCUGUAAGGACUGCGACUACACAUACGCCACAGUUUUUGGGUCUGCCACAGGGAGCAUGGUUUCAAGAGGGAGGGUUUGAAACUGCUGGAGAAGGAGUUGUUAUUGGGUUUGUUGACACUGGCAUAGAUCCAACACAUCCUAGUUUUGGUGAUAGUAAAUCUAAUCAUCCAUAUCCUGUUCCUGGUCAUUUUUCUGGCAUCUGUGAGGUUACUCGCGACUUUCCAUCUGGUUCUUGCAAUAGGAAGCUUGUUGGGGCCCGCCACUUUGCUGCUUCAGCCAUAACCAGAGGAAUAUUUAAUUCAACUCAGGACUAUGCUUCUCCCUUUGAUGGUGAUGGUCAUGGCACGCAUACAGCAGCUGUUGCAGCAGGAAACCAUGGGAUUCCAGUCAUUGUUGCUGGACAUCACUUUGGAAAUGCUAGUGGGAUGGCUCCUCGUUCACAGUAAAUAAUCCGGAACAUGUCUUCGUUAUUUUAUUUUAUUUUGUUAUCAUUAUUUUUACACUUGUAGUAAUCUGUUGGAUCUAUAGAUAUGCAUGAUGCUAUGAGUUGUGCAUUAUUCUUUAACAUCAACCUUAAU
Molecule: messenger RNA, 1372 nt
Organism: Vigna umbellata (rice bean)
Lineage: Eukaryota; Viridiplantae; Streptophyta; Magnoliopsida; Fabales; Fabaceae
Source: RefSeq, a predicted model, not a curated record